Aspergillus fischeri NRRL 181 is the source of this 2043-nucleotide messenger RNA. Its product is annotated as sodium:solute symporter family protein. The record is from RefSeq and is a predicted model, not a curated record. Gene Ontology annotation, cellular component: plasma membrane. Gene Ontology annotation, biological process: urea transmembrane transport. The coding region runs from base 1 to 2043 and encodes 680 amino acids. The transcript is spliced from 2 exons. Lineage: Eukaryota; Fungi; Ascomycota; Eurotiomycetes; Eurotiales; Aspergillaceae. Gene Ontology annotation, molecular function: urea transmembrane transporter activity.
AUGGCCCACUCUAACGAUCUACAGAUCCUCCCCCCCAGUGCCGGCUAUGGCAUCGUCAUCGGCAUCGGGGGCAUCUUCGCCCUCUUCAUGCUGGGCCUCACCUGGCUCCAAAACCGCUACACAACCUUCUCCACCCAGCAAGCCGAAGAAUUCAACACGGCUUCCCGAUCCGUCAAGCCCGGGCUCAUCUCCGCCGGCAUUGUUUCGUCGUGGACCUGGUCCGCCACGCUCCUGACAAGCUCCACCUUCGCAUAUAGCUACGGCGUCUGCGGUCCAAUGUGGUACGCCGCCAUGGGCACCCUGCAGAUCCUCCUCUUCGGGCUUAUUGCGAUUAAGAUCAAAGCCCACGCGCCAGGCGCACACACCAUGCCGGAGAUCGUGCGCGCCCGGCACGGGACAGUCGCGCACCUGACGUACCUGUACAACGGGCUCGCGACGAACAUGCUCGUCGGCGCGUGUCUGGUCCUCGGCGGGGCGCAGGUCGUCGCCGCGCUGACGGGGAUGAAUGUCUAUGCGGCGACGUUUCUGAUUCCGGCGGUUGUGGCGGCGUAUGUGAUUGCUGGCGGGCUGCGAUCGACCUUCAUCGCGGAUUAUACGCACACGGUUAUCCUGUUUGUGGCGAUUCUGGUGUUUGGGUUUCUGGUUGCGGCGCGGAGUGAGUUGAUAGGUAGUCCGGGGAGACUGUAUGACUUGCUGCAGGAGGCGUCGAGGGAGAUGCCGAUCGCGCGGAAUACCGACGGGUCGUAUCUGGCUUUUCGGUCGGUUGGCGGUUUGGUCUUUGCGAUUGAUAUUUUUGUCUCGGGUUUCACGACGGUAUGGUUGGAUCAGGCGUAUUGGCAGCGGGCGAUUGCCUCGCGGCCGGAGACUUCGGUCAAGGCGUAUCUCCUGGGUGGGAUCGCGUGGUAUGGAAUCCCGUUUGGCUUUGCAACAGCCAUGGGUCUCGGGUGCGCAGCCCUGACCAACAAUCCGGCCUUUCCUACAUAUCCCCAUCCACUAUCGUCCGACCAGGUUGCAGCCGGACUCUCUGCCCCGGCUACAGCUAUAACGCUCCUCGGCAAGGGAGGCGCAGUCCUCAUGCUCAUUCUCCUCUUCAUGGCCGUCACGAGCUCCACCUCCGCUGAACUCAUCGCCGUCUCGUCGCUUCUAACCUUUGACGUCUACAAAACCUAUUUCCGCCCGCACACCGACUCGGCUUCCCUGGUACGGGUUAGUCACUGGGCCAUCGCGCUGUACGCGCUGGUUCUGUCUGCCUUCUGCAGCAUUCUCAACGCAGUAGGCCUGAGUCUCACCUGGGUCCUUACCGUGCUGGGUGUCAUCGUCGGUGGGGCCGCGGUACCCGUCGGGCUGAUUCUGCUCUGGAGACGGAUGUCCACAGUUGCUGCGAUCGUGGCGCCGUGGCUCGGUUUUGUUUGUGGCAUUGUGGUUUGGUUCGUUACCUCGAUGAAACGGUCUGGGGCGAUUAACGUCGAGACAACCGGGGAUGGGACCAAUGCCGUUGCGGGGAAUCUUGCUUCGUUUGGGGUUGGUAUCGUCUCUGCUGUGCUUCUGAGCUAUCUUUUCCCGGAGAAGUAUCCGUGUGUAGAUGCUCAGGUUGCGCCGGGAAUUGAGGGUGUUGCUCCGACGCCUCAGGAGGACACAGUGCAGCCACCGAAAGCUGCCGAUGGUUAUGAAAAAGAGACGUCAGCGCCGGCAAAGAAUGAGAUUGUCGAGUUCCUCCAAGACAGGCAGAUCGAGCCUAUGGAUCCAAUGCUGGUCCACAAGGCCGAACGGUUGGCGCAGGGGGCGAGUAUCGUCUUUAUCCUCAUCGCCGUGAUCCUCGUGCCGUUCACUCUCUUCGGAACCAGCUACGUGUACAGCAAGCCAUUCUUCACCGGCUGGGUAGUCGUCUCGCUGAUCUGGAUCUGGGCCAGUGUCAUCAUCUGCGUAGUAUACCCCGUCGUCGAGAGUGCCGGCGCGCUGGGAGACAUUUCUAGAGGACUAUGGAUGGACAUCAAGGCGUUGACGGGAGUGAAAAAGAAGAGUUUGCAGACCAACACCGUCUAA